Brassica oleracea var. oleracea is the source of this 615-nucleotide messenger RNA. RefSeq names its product tetraspanin-14. The transcript is spliced from 3 exons. The coding region runs from base 1 to 615 and encodes 204 amino acids. Lineage: Eukaryota; Viridiplantae; Streptophyta; Magnoliopsida; Brassicales; Brassicaceae. The record is from RefSeq and is a predicted model, not a curated record.
AUGAGGUCACAAAUCCACAAGUCGUGGAAUCUAGUCGCCAGCAUCUUCUUUCCGAUCAUCACUCUCCUCUUCUCCGCUCCUCUACUCGGCCACGCCUUGCAUCUCUUCAUCAUGCAUAACAACCACACGUACGACAACGCACCUGACUACCACAAUUACCACACGAGGCCACGUGUCCAGACCCUAAUCAGCCUCUCUCUCUCCUUGCCGUGUUCCUCCUCAGCAACGCCGCUACGUUUCUUAGGCCACGACGGCUCGGCUUCCCCAAUACCAAAGUGUUUCAAGGCAGAAUAUCCUUCCGGACAACGCAAAUGGGAACAAUAUCAAAUGACUGGAUGCUGCAUGCGACCGGGAAAAUGCGAACUUGAGAGGGUGAACGCAACGUUGGGGAUUAUAAGAAACCGUGAAGGACCACCGUUGGAUACGGCGGUGAUAUACGGUCGCCACGGUGGUGAGGCAACGAUAAGAGAUUAUUACGAUAUGUGGAGGAACGAGUUAAGCGUGUUGUACUAUGAUUAUAUGACGUGUCAGCUCAAGAUUAUCAAAUCUCCAAUGCUGCGUAAAUGGUGGCAGCUCGGUGUCUUCUUCUCGUCUAUCACAUGUCUGCUUAAUUAG